Messenger RNA from Aphidius gifuensis, 2796 nucleotides. Its product is annotated as tetratricopeptide repeat protein 39B-like. The transcript has 10 exons. NCBI's taxonomy places the organism in Eukaryota, Metazoa, Arthropoda, Insecta, Hymenoptera, Braconidae. The record is from RefSeq and is a predicted model, not a curated record. Bases 613 to 2442 code for a protein of 609 amino acids. Gene Ontology annotation, molecular function: protein binding.
AUGAAGUUAACAACUUCCCAUUCAGUAUUAGAAAAAAAAAAAAAUAAUAAAAAAAUCAGAUAAUACUAGCUCCAAUGAGCUCAAUCGGAAUGAAUCAAGCCGACUGAGUCAGUUGAAUUAUUAGCCAAGAUUUUGGAGCAGUGUUAUUGUUGUGCUCAGUUAGCAGCUGACAGUUUAACAGCUGUCAGUUGAUGUUUUGCUCUCUAAUCUCUACAUAAUAUAAUCUCUCUAUACAUGCUUACUGAUAGAAACUAAUUGACUGUGUUUUUUAAUUUUUAAAAGUCAUCUAUUAAAAUUAAAUUCCAUAUAGUUUUUUAAAUUACCGUAAAAAAAUAUAGAAUUUUUUUUUGUUUAUUUAUUUAAUUAUUUAAUUAACUCGAAAUAAAUAUAGUUGGUUCAAGUAUUCAUAGUUGUCUUGACCCUUGUCGAGGUCGUCUAUAAACAUUAUCCUCACUAAAUUGAUUAUAAACUCUAAGGCUCUACGUAUUUUACAAUUUAAUCUAAAAAUCUAUAUUUUUUUUUUUUUUCUUAAAUUAACAUCAACGAGGGGAGUUUAUCUACUUGGUAUUUCAAACUCAACAUUUUUUAAAUUAACAACAGCAACAUCAAAAAAUGUCUGAUUGCGAAUGUGACGAUGAGUUCCAAGAUGCACAGGAAGACAUAUCAAGACCAACAACAAUGGAUCUUGAUACGUCAAUUGACGAAGCAAGACAAGCCAUUUAUUAUUUUUUCAACAAUGAUUUUGACAAAGCCAGAGAUCUUUUACAACCAUGGGCCAAUUCAAGCAUGUAUCAUUCACUAGGAAAUGCUGUGUUUGCUUGUCUAGAAGCUUUUCUCACCUUUGAACAGAAACAUGUUGAAAAAGCAUCUGAAGCACUUAAAUUAUGUAUGCAUGUUUGUUCCAAGCAUCGACGUCAUGUAUCAUUGACACAAAAUAUUGGAAAAAUGGUUAAAAGAACAAAUUACGAUAAUUAUACAAUAGUUGAAGUACAUGCUGAACUGUGCUAUGCAGAGGCAUUAUUAUUAAAAGCACUUUUAACAUUUGUCGAGGAUGAAACACUUGUUAGUUUUGUCAAAGCUGGACUUAAAAUUCGUACAUGUUUUAUUAUGUACAAAGAAUGCUUGGUCAUAUUAAAAUCACGUAAAUGGGAAAGUGAAACACAUAGAGUACACUUUGAGAGUGGUGUUAAAAUGGGAAUUGGAACAUUUAAUUUGAUGAUAUCAUUAUUGCCUGGACGUGUUAUUAAACUGCUGGAAUUUAUUGGUUUUUCUGGUGACAAGGAAUAUGGUUUAAGAGAAUUACAAAGUGGCUAUGAGGAUCGACGUGGUCUCCGACAAAUUCUUUGUUCAAUGACAUUAUUUUCAUAUCAUUUGAUAGCGUCAUUUAUAUUAAGCAGUUCAGAUAGUGAUUUGAGCUGGAGUGAAGAAGCCCUGCAAAAUGAAUUAAGCUUAUAUCCAAAUGGUGUUUGGUUUUUAUUUUUUAAAGGACGAUUAGAAUUUAUACGUGGUAAUACUGAUACAUCAAUUGAAUGGUAUACAAAAUCAUGGAAAAGUCAAAAUUUAUGGCCACAAUUUCAUCAUCUAUGUUUUUGGGAAUUAAUGUGGGCACAUUGUGUUCAACAAGAAUGGGAUAAAGCAUUGUCAUUUGCAGUAUUAUUAGCUAAAGAAUCAAAUUGGUCACGUACAAUAUAUCUUUAUCAACAAGCAGCAAUAAUGAUUAUGAGUAAAAAAAAUAAUCCCCAAUUAUCAGACAAAGAUUUUAUCAAUAAUCUUAUGCAUGAUGUACCAAUUUAUAAACAACGAAUUGCUGGUAAAUCCUUGCCCAUGGAAAAAUUUGUUGUUAAAAAAUCAGAAAGAUAUUUUGCACAAGAUAAAACAUUGGUGUUGCCAAUAUUUGAGCUUAUGUAUGUAUGGAAUUUAUUUAGAAUUGUUGGUAAAAUAUCAAAUUUUAUAAUGAACAUGUAUAAAAUUAUUGAAGAUGAAGAAAACAACAUAAAAAAUAAUCCAAGAACAAUUUAUCAAACCGACAAUGAGGCAUUGCUGUUGUUAUUGAAAGGUGCUUGUCUCAGACAAAUGAAACAUCCACUGCAGGCAGAGGAUUGCUUUAGGCAAAUUAUUAAACUAGAAAAAAAAUUAAAAUCAGACACUUAUCUUGUUCCUUAUGCAACUGCUGAAAUGGCACUUUUAGCGAGAGAUCGUGGUGAUAUACGUGGUGCUAUUGCACUUCUUGAAGACGCCAGAAAAAAUUAUACUGGUUAUUCAUUGGAAUCAAGACUGCAUUUUCGUAUUCAUGCAGAUUUAUCAGAAUUAAAUGAUGAAAAAUUAUUAAAUGAUUCCAUUAAAAAUAAUCAAGUUAUUGAAGAAGCAGAAGAAGCUGAAGAGGCAGCUGAAGCUAUUUUAACUGAAUUGAUAUCAAAAACUAAAAUUGAAACUGCUUGUUGAUUUAUUUAUUUAUUUUUUUUUUUGGGUUAAAUAAUUUACAUAGAUAUAUUUGAUAUAUGUACAAAAUAUAUAAUUUAUAUUAAUUUAUGGGAUAAAAUGGUUACAUUUUAAAUUAUUUAAAAAGAAAAAAAAAAAUUAAUCUUUCGUGAACCAAAAAAUAUAUAGCUUUCCUGGUAAAAAUAAUUUCUCCGUUUUUCUCCGAUUCUUUUCAAAUUACUCCGAUUUCUUAAAAAUCGGAGAAAGUCGGAGAAAUUUUUUUAACCAGGAUUUAGUCCCUUAAUAUUAUUAUUGUUGAUUUAUCUGUAAGAUAAAGUAUGUAUAAUUAUUCAUUAUAAAUAUUAUUAUUGAUUGUUA